CUCGAAAGUCGUGUCGAGGGCCUGUCCACUCAUUGAGUUCGCAAGUAGUAAUUGGGUGGAUAGUACAGUGAGCGGCUACAACGCACGUCGACCGGCUGGGCACCUCUGGGCACUCAACGUUCCGCGCUGAUUUCAUGAACCCUAUGCCCGCGUUCAAAUAAGAUUCACGCACUGCGAGGCAAGGAUCGAUGUCGACAGACUCAAGAGUUCUGUCACAGCCCUUUCGUCCUCCUCAGCCUCUCGCUGCCCCAUCCCCGUCGUCGCGCGUGCUCGCGAUACUCAGGACCGAGAUCUCGUAGGUUCUCAACGAGAGCAAUCUCUCCGGACUCGUGGGCUCCGCACACUCUCACCCUCCAGCGCAGUGGCCCAGUAAUUCGACAUGAUGCCCAAUAACCUUUCAAAUGGGCUCGCACCCCAGCAGCAGUGGCUCCUUGACUCUCAGCAACUUGACCCUCAAGGUCUGCGGUGGCAAGGCUGCCCACCCACCCCCGACCAAGCCCAGCAGGGGCAGCAGCAGCAGAUGACCUCGGGCUCGCAGAACCUACCUCAGGCGUCACCGAGCAUGCUGUCCACUCAGUCACCGAUGCAGCUGCCUGCCGGCGUCCGACCUAAGGCGAGGCCGUUCGCUUUCCCGACUAUGACCCCGGAGGUGUUCAGCAAAGCCUUUCCUACGUUCUGUCUUCGAAAUGGUAUCGCCGUCGAUCAAAAUGUACUGCAGUUCGAGGGCAGGCCGAUCGACCUGCACGCUCUGCAUACGGAAGUUCUCGGUAACGGCGGCUCAGGGAGGGUCUCGCAGUACGACUUAUGGCCCGCGAUCGGCGCGAAGCUCGGCUUUGUGCAGUUCCCUGGUAGCGACACCGAGCCUGCCAAGUCGGGGCCUGGUGUCGCGCAGCACCUGCAAAAUGUCUACCACCGAUACUUAUCCCAAUUCGACAACAUGUUCGUUUCGUCGGUGAUGAAGCUCAAGAGGCCUGUGGAUGUGGGCAACGGAGGUCAGCCGGGCAGCGGGACUUCUGGUUCGGGGCAUACACCUGUGCCGACGACGAACACCAUGUCUAACAAUACUCCCGGCAACAAUGUUAUGGGCGCGCCCGGCCUCACCAUCCCUCCCGGAUUCGACCCGAAACUGAUCAACGAGCUCGUGACAUAUGCGCGUCGUCCAGCAGAGGAGCUUCGUAGGCAGGGAGUCCCGGAACACGUCGUGAACAUCGUUGAGCAGAAUCGGCCCAUCUUGGAGGCUAGUCUGCGCUCCCAGCAAGACUUCCACGGUCGUCUCGCGAAGCAGGCUCAGGCCAACGGCGGCAUGGGGAUGCAGCCUAACAUGGCGCCCGGGUUCCCGAAGACGCCCCAGAUGCCCCAAGGCGUGCCGUCUUCCUCGACGAGUCCAGCGCAGCAGCAGCAGAUGUCUACGCAGGUCCAGCAGUCCGCGCAAACGAACCAGCCGCAGAAUGGUACCGCGCCUGCAGAGGGCCCGCCAAUGCCCCCGCAGGUACCGAAGCCUUUUGUUGACAUAGCCAAUGGGAAGUGGCCGAAUCCGGAGGAGCUUGCGCAAGCGAACACAUGGCUGGAGGCGACCAGAGAUUACUUCCUGCGUACUCGAGGUAAACGAGCCAUGCCUUUCAUCGCCAUCCCCGACUCUGAGAAGCAGGAAUGGCACAUCGUCUUCAGAGAGCUCUUGGGUUAUCUCAACAAUCUCUCGAACAAGCUGCCCAUGCUCAUAUGUGGAGUCAGCAUGGACGCUUCGCGGAAUAUGACGAACUCUCUAUUGACGUGUCUGCAGCAAAGGUCGUUCUUGGAGUCGAAAGAGAACAACGGCGACUGCUACAUGCUGACCUUGGCACACGUCCGUUCCAUGCGUGAGUCAUGGCACGGUUGGACAAACAGUUAUCGCAGGUACGAGGCCAUGGAGGUCCAACGGCAGCAGCAGCACCAGAUGUCGAUCUCCCAAGUACAUGAACCCGUCGAUCUCGACGCAGGACCUUUCACUCCCGCAUCCCCCGCGACCUCCCCAAAUGCGACCUCAGAUGGGCUCGACGAAGUAACCAGCCUUUUCGAACUCCUAUGA
This is a messenger RNA of Fomitopsis serialis, 2065 nucleotides long. RefSeq lists its product as uncharacterized. Gene Ontology annotation, molecular function: DNA binding. The record is from RefSeq and is a predicted model, not a curated record. The transcript has 5 exons. NCBI's taxonomy places the organism in Eukaryota, Fungi, Basidiomycota, Agaricomycetes, Polyporales, Fomitopsidaceae. Bases 380 to 2065 code for a protein of 561 amino acids.